Molecule: messenger RNA, 2823 nt
Organism: Coniosporium apollinis CBS 100218
Lineage: Eukaryota; Fungi; Ascomycota; Dothideomycetes
Exons: 7
Coding region: 1-2823 (940 amino acids)
Molecular function (GO): protein binding
Source: RefSeq, a predicted model, not a curated record
AUGAUACGAGCUGCGCAAGAGUUGUACAAAGACGCCGUGCAGGGAGAGGUUCUGCGUAUACUCGAUCCGGACGACGAGCUACUGCUGGAGACGGUGCACCUCUUCGAGAAGGUGCGGACGUCAUCGCAGAACAGGACACUGCUUGCUUGCUUCUUCGAACUAAGGCCAUGCAAUGUGAGAGCCGUGUUGGGUCAGGAGCGGGAAAAGUCUUUUGCGGUGAGCGAGAGCUCCGGAUGCCUAGACGCGGCCCAGAAGAUUGGCCUGCAGCGGACCCACUUCGACAUGAACAAGUUCGGCAAGCCGAACGAGGAGGAGUAUCAGACUGUGCGCAAUGUUAUCGAAGAGAUGGUUGAGGCAGCUCCGAGGCAGCUUUUGGCCCGACUUCAAUAUAGCGGCGAACACAGGGUUGCGUUCAGUCUCAAGGGUGUCCCCUUGGCGAACCGGUUUGUCGGACGUGAUGCUGAGAUGCAGCGACUCGAGAACUACUUCCAUCCUAAGACAUCCAGCCCUACCCGCCGCAAAGUGUUUGUCGUACAUGGCCUCGGUGGGAUAGGCAAGACACAACUAGCUGUCGAGUUUGCUCGAAAGCACCACAGCAGAUACAGCGCAGUGUUCUGGCUGGAUGGAUCUUCGAAAGACCGGCUGAAGCAGUCGUUCGUGGACAUCGCGUACAGGCUACCGCGGGAUCAAGUAACGGCAGACGCUGCAGAAGCCUUGAAACACUCGAACAUCGAUUUCGACGUAGUGGUAGGAGGUGUUCUCCGAUGGCUAUCUUUACCUUCUAACCAGCACUGGCUCUUGAUCAUCGACAACGUCGAUCGCGAUCACCUUAACAAGGAGAAAGACCCGCAGACAUACGACGUGAAGGAGUCCUUUCCUCCAGCAGAUCACGGAUCGAUCCUGAUUACGAGUCGCUUAGCAGGCCUUGAACGCCAUGGAGAUGGCUUAAAGGUCGACAAAGUCGAUGAUGAGCAGGCAAAGGUUAUACUAGAGAACAAUGCUCGCAAGUCGAUCAAAGAUGUGGACUUGAUCAUCAAGCGGCUCAACGGACUUCCUCUUGCACUCACUCAGGCCGGCUCGUAUCUGCGACACAACAUCAUGUCUGCAUCGGACUACGCAAAGCACUACGACAGCACCUGGGAAGAUUUGAUGAAGGAGCAAGACAGGUUUCCACUGCAGGAGUAUGCCGAUCGCAGCGUCUUGACGACAUGGACAAUCUCAUAUGAGCAAGUGCAGAGUCAAAGCGAAGAGGCUGCAAAUCUGCUCAAGCUAUGGGGCUUUCUUGACUGCGGAGACCUGUGGUACGAGUUGACGCCAGGGUGGCUGCUACAACUUGCUGGGAGCGAUCUCAAGUUCUUAGGCGCUUUGCAGCUUCUGUCGCACUACUCGCUUGUUAAUGCAAGAGAGGAAACAUCAAGCCACGCAAUGCACUCUGUGCUUCAUAAAUGGUGCUGUCAACUCUCACAAGGCAGUGAAAGAAAGAUGCUGUCAUGGCUUGCUGCGGGCCUUGUGGCGCGGACGGUACCAGAAGAAUCCGAGCCUGAGUACUGGAAGCUGCGCAGACGUAUAUUGCCGCACGGCAACCGAGUGUACCGAGCUGUGGAUGACGAACGCUUGGAACAGUCACAUGGAGCCAGUGACUUGGCGCUACCGCCGUGGAUCUUCUAUAGCCUAGGUCUGUUGUUCGCUCAUCAAGAUAAGUUGAACGAGGCAGAGAAGAUGUACCAGCGGGCGCUAGCAGGAUAUGAGAAGGCACUUAGUGUAGAGCAUACAUCAACACUCGACACAGUCAAUAACUUAGGCCUUCUCUACGCGGAUCAGGGCAAGCUAGGCGAGGCAGAGGAGAUGUACCAGCGGGCACUAAAAGGAAAAGAAAAGACACUCGGACUAGAGCAUGCAUCAACACUCAACACAGUCAACAACUUAGGCAACCUCUACGCGGAUCAGGGCAAGCUGGGUGAGGCAGAGGAGAUGUACCAGCGGGCGCUAGUAGGAUAUAAGAAGGCACUUAGUGUAGAGCAUACAUCAACACUCAACACGGUCAAUAACUUAGGCCUUCUCUACGCGGAUCAGGGCAAGCUGGGCGAGGCAGAGGAGAUGUACCAGUGGGCGCUAGCAGGAUAUAAGAAGGCACUCGGACCAGAGCAUACAUCAACACUUAGCACCAUCAACAACUUAGGCAACCUUUACGCGGAUCAGGGCAAGCUGAGCGAGGCAGAGGAGAUGUACCAGCAGGCACUAAAAGGAAAAGAGAAGGCACUCGGACUAGAGCAUUCAUCAACACUCAACACAGUCAACAAUUUAGGUAACCUCUACGCGGAUCAGGGCAAGCUAGGUGAGGCAGAGAAGAUGUACCAGCAGGUGCUAGCAGGAUAUGAGAAGGCACUCGGACCAGAGCAUACAUCAACACUCGAUAUAGUUAAUAACUUAGGCCUUCUCUACGUGGAUCAGGGCAAGCUAGGCGAGGCAGAGGAGAUGUACCAGCAGGCGCUAGCACUCGGACUAGAGCAUACAUCAACACUCGAUAUAGUUAACAACUUAGGCAACCUCUAUAGGGGCCAGGGCAAGCUAGGCGAGGCAGAGGAAAUGUACCAGCGGGCGCUAGCAGGAUAUGAGAAGGCACUCGGACCAGAGCAUACAUCAACACUUAGCACCGUCAACAACUUAGGCAACCUCUACGUGGAUCAGGGCAAGCUAGGUGAGGCAGAGGAGAUGUACCAGCGGGCACUAGAAGGAAAAGAGAAGGCACUCGGACCAGAGCAUACAUCAACACUCAACACAGUCAUUAACUUAGGCCUUCGCUACGUGGAUCAGGGCUAUUAG